This is a messenger RNA of Plasmodium cynomolgi strain B, 624 nucleotides long. RefSeq lists its product as hypothetical. The record is from RefSeq and is a predicted model, not a curated record. The coding region runs from base 1 to 624 and encodes 207 amino acids. The transcript has 2 exons. Lineage: Eukaryota; Apicomplexa; Aconoidasida; Haemosporida; Plasmodiidae.
AUGUCAGACGAUACACUGGAUAUUACAAAAUGGGAACAUGAAUAUCCUUUCUUAAAUACGGUUUGGCAAACAUAUAAGCCAUUAGAUGAAGAUGUGAAGGAUAUAUUAAGUUCCAGUAACAUUAAUAAUGUUUGCGACCAAAUUUUUACAAAAAAUCGGUAUGAAUCUAAUGAAAAUAACAAAAAAUUUUGUCAGAAACUUGUGAGAAAUUUAGGGUGCUAUAAUUUCGAUUAUAAAUAUUAUUAUCAACAUACGGAUUUUUGUGCGAUUUUAUACUAUUGGGUAUAUAAAACAAAACAAGAAAAAAAUAUUGAUAUAACACUUAUUAAUGAAAUUUUUAAUAAUUCUUUUAGUAAAACUUGUACGUACGACAGAAUAGCUAAAUGUUAUUAUUAUUCUUAUUACGAUGAGUUUGAAGAACCAGUGAACAUAAUAUUUUGGGAUAUUUUCCAAAAGCAUAUGGAUAUAAUAAGAGAUAAUUUGCAUAACCCACAUUAUUCAAUUAAUGCUAAUUUGCUAACGUAUAUUUGUAAAUGCGUUUAUAUAUAUAAAAAAUGUAUAAAAAAUAUUGCGUUGAUAAACAUGGUAAUGAGGAAAAGAGAAAUAACACGUGUAACAUGUUAA